AGUUGCCGUAUGUGAUAACCGCUAUAACCACACACCAAACAAGCACUCCCUAAACCCACCCCACGCGGUGCGUGUUCUUCUCUGUUCUUCUCUCUCUCUCUCUCUCUCUCUAUUUCUUUAUUUCUCUCUCUUCUUCCUUUUUCCCUCUCUCGUCGCUUAUCACCGGCGGCACCAGAUUCCGGCGAAACUUCCACCGUCUCGCCGGAAAAUCCCCCCUAAAUCUCUCACGCAUUUCACAUUUUUUCAUAUCGUCUUAGUCGAUCUCAUUCAUAAGAAAACAAAACUGAAUAAUAAUCAGUUAGGUUUCAUUUCUAUUAUCACUCAAAGAUCGAACUUUUGGAAUGUUCUAGAGAUUUAGGGUUUAUGCUGCUGCUUUGGUAACGAACAUUAGAUCUAACUGUUCAAGUUUGUUUACUUUUCCCGAAGGAUCAAUACUCAGAUUUGAGCAGUUUGAUCCGCUCACUUUUUGGUCUUUGAAUUUUCUGUGCUGGAUUUAUUUGCCCUAAACAUAUUUUCGUUUAAUUUCUGACUGGUUUUGGAUACUACAUUAUCAGUAAGGCGCAGUUUUAUGGAGUUAAUUAAGAUUUUUUGAGUAGAGGAGUUUAUUGUAUGGGCAGGCUAUGUGUAGAGUAGAGGGAGAGAAGAGUGAAUUUGAGGGGGGAAGAGAGAGGAAGAGGAGGAGGUGGGGAGGAUUGAGUGUAAUGGGGUUAAAAGCAGCAGCUGCUUUUGGUGGUGAUAGUCGUGUGGAGAAAUUGAAAAGCUCUAUGAUGUCCAGGUCUAGAAUGAAGUUAUGGAUGAUAAGGGCAACAACUUCAAUUUUGUUAUGGACUUGUGUGGUUCAAUUGAUGACUUUAGGGGAGACUUGGGGUCCUAGAGUUUUGAAGGGAUGGCCUUCUUGUUUCUCACAAGAAUCUGCUGCUGCAUUUGCUGUCAAUUCGUCGCCGGAGGUCCCUGCAAGAAUUCUUCCACCUAAAAGGGUUUACAAGAAUAAUGGUUACCUUAUGGUUUCGUGCAAUGGAGGGCUGAAUCAAAUGAGGUCUGCGAUAUGUGAUAUGGUUGCCAUUGCAAGAUAUUUGAAUGUGACUCUCAUAGUUCCUGAGCUGGAUAAAACCUCAUUUUGGGCUGAUCCGAGUGAAUUUCAAGAUAUUUUUGAUGUUGAUCAUUUUAUAACAUCCUUGAGAGAUGAAGUCCGAAUAUUGAGAGAGCUACCGCCAAGAUUGAAGAGGAGAGUGGAGCUAGGAAUGAUUUACACCAUGCCUCCCAUCAGUUGGUCUGAUAUUUCUUACUACCAUGACCAGAUUCUUCCCCUAAUUCGGAAGUACAAAGUUGUUCACUUAAACAGAACUGAUGCUCGGCUUGCUAAUAAUGGUCAACCCAUGGAAAUUCAAAAACUGCGUUGUCGAGUAAAUUUUGGCGCCCUGAAAUUCACCCCUCAGAUAGAAGAGCUGGGCAGAAAGGUCAUUCGACUUCUAAGGCAAAAGGGUCCUUUCAUGGUGCUGCACCUGAGAUACGAAAUGGAUAUGUUAGCUUUUUCUGGAUGUAGUCAGGGAUGUAACAAGGAUGAGGUUGACGAGUUGACAAGAAUGAGAUAUGCUUAUCCAUGGUGGAAGGAGAAAAUCAUAAAUUCAGAUUUGAAAAGGAGAGACGGUCUCUGUCCGUUGACACCAGAAGAAACUGCCAUGACUUUAAGGGCAUUGGACAUUGAUUCCAGCAUACAAGUUUACAUUGCUGCUGGAGAGAUAUAUGGCGGACAAAGGCGAAUGGCUAGUCUUGCAGCAUCUUAUCCCAAUCUGGUGAGGAAGGAGACACUGCUAGAACCUUCCGACCUUAUGUUCUUUCAGAAUCACUCUUCUCAAAUGGCUGCCUUGGACUAUCUUGUUUCAUUGGAAAGUGAUAUCUUUGUUCCUACGUAUGAUGGAAACAUGGCCAAAGUUGUUGAAGGACAUCGCAGAUAUCUUGGCUACAAGAAGACCAUCUUGUUGGACAGAAAGCUUCUAGUGGAUUUAAUAGACCAAUAUACUGCUGGAUCAUUGACAUGGGAUGAGUUCUCUCAUGCAGUUAAGGAAGCUCAUGCUGAACGAAUGGGCAACCCAACCAAGAGGUUGGUUAUUCCAGACCGACCCAAAGAAGAGGAUUAUUUCUACUCAAACCCAUGGGAGUGUCUACAAUCAUCCAAUGAGGAUGAAACACUAAGUAGCAGCAUUUAAAUCGUGUUGACGGUAACACUUGGUCAGAAAAAAGAACAAAAAAAAUACUGCCACACAGUUUCUGUGAAUGAUUUAGAGAAGUAGUUCUCAACACGGUGAGACAGUGAGAAAGCAGGAUUUUGCUUCAAUGCAGCUCUUGAAGUUCAGCGGGAGGUGCACUACGACUGGCUGAGAAGACUCAAGAGCAUGCUGGCAAGUACAUUAAAAAUGUUUUACAUAAAUUAAUAAUCGAUUUCCUGUAUAGAAGAAGCUUCCCCUGCCAUUGCAGGGUUACAUCAAACUCUACGGCAGUGUACACAGAAGGGUGAAAUAUACAAUUUGUUUUUCCUGCAA
This is a messenger RNA of Capsicum annuum, 2540 nucleotides long. RefSeq names its product rhamnogalacturonan I rhamnosyltransferase 1. Lineage: Eukaryota; Viridiplantae; Streptophyta; Magnoliopsida; Solanales; Solanaceae. The record is from RefSeq and is a predicted model, not a curated record. The transcript has 8 exons. The coding region runs from base 621 to 2207 and encodes 528 amino acids. Gene Ontology annotation, cellular component: cytoplasm.